AUGGAAACCACCAAUCUAUCAACCUUUCCGGUGUAUUCUUCUUGUCUUCUUCUUCUUCUUCUUCUGGCAGUAAUAGUAUCAUGGAAAGUGUUGAACUGGGUAUGGUUUAGGCCGAAGAAGCUGGAGAAACGUCUGAAAGAGCAAGGUUUCAGGGGAAACCCUUACAAGCGGCUCCAUGGAGACUUCAAAGAUAUAUCAGCCUUGUACACAGAAGCCCACUCCAAGAAUCUUAGUCUCUCCGACGACAUCGUACCAAGAGUUAUUCCUGAAUAUCUUGAAGCCGUUAAGAAAUAUGGUAAAAAUACAUAUUUAUGGUUUGGGCCGACGCCUGCCGUGGUGAUCGUGGACCCUAAUCUUAUGAAGGAAAUUACACAAAAGGUUGAUGUUUUCCCUAAGCCCCGUUUAAAUGCAAUUACAAAAUUAUUGGUUCAAGGAGUGGUGACCUAUGAGGGAGAAAAAUGGGCCAAACAUAGAAAACUCCUCAACCCAGCUUUCCACGUUGAGAAAUUGAAGCUUAUGCUCCCAGCCUUUUAUAAAAGUGCAAGUGAGAUGGUGACGAAAUGGGAGAAUGUUGUUUCACCAAAGGGGUUGGCUGAAGUGGAUGUUUGGCCCAAUCUUCAGGCUCUUACCAGCGAUGCAAUUUCUCGUACAGCAUUUGGCAGCAACUAUGAAGAAGGAAGAAGGAUCUUUGAGCUCCAGAGAGAGCAAACUGAGCAUUUGAUGCAGUUAGCACGGUCGGUGUACAUCAACAUCCCAGGAUAUAGGUUCUUGCCAACCAAGAGGAGCAGAAGAAUGAAACAAAUUGCCAGAGAAGUUAAUGGUUCAGUAAGGGAAAUGAUCAACACAAGAAGAAAGGCAAUGAGAGCAGGAGAAGCCGGCUCAGAUGACUUGUUGGGAUUAAUGCUUCAAUCCAAUUCUCAAGAAAUCGAGAAGCAUGGAAACAAGGACUCUGGUAUGACUACCGAAGAAAUUGUUGAUGAGUGCAAGCUGUUCUAUUUUGCUGGCCAGGAGACUACUUCUGCACUACUUGUCUGGACAAUGGUCUUACUCUGCAGGUACCCCGAAUGGCAGGCACGUGCUAGAGAGGAGGUCUUGCAACAAUUUGGAACUAAGGAUCCGGACUUUGAUGGGCUAAAUCACCUCAAAAUUGUCACCAUGAUCUUGCAUGAGGUUUUAAGGUUGUGUCCACCAUUGGCUACAAUGAGUCGAAGAACUAUUGAAGAAACUAAAUUAGGAAAUUUAACUCUCCCGGCUGGAGUGCAAAUCACCUUGCCAAUAAUGCUGAUGCAUCAUGACCCUGAUAUAUGGGGCGAGGACGUGAAGCAAUUCAAGCCUGAGAGGUUUGCUGAAGGAGUAUCACAUGCAACAAAGGGCCAGGUUGCAUACUUUCCAUUUAGCUGGGGACCUCGCACUUGCAUUGGACAAAAUUUUGCCAUGUUGGAAGCAAAAUUGGCAAUGUCUAUGAUUCUGCAACGCUUCUCCUUUGAACUCUCACCAUCUUAUACUCAUGCUCCUCGAACAGGAACAGCUAUAUCACUAAUUCAACCCCAGUAUGGAGCUCACUUGAUUUUGCAGAAGAUAAUAUAGUUUUUGUUGUUUCAUAUAUAUGACUUGACUUGCUAGCCCGGUAUGUGGCAGCAGAUUAUCUUUUAACGAAAUAAAGCACCAUCUUCUAUGCUUAA
This is a messenger RNA of Coffea eugenioides, 1682 nucleotides long. Its product is annotated as cytochrome P450 CYP72A219-like. The record is from RefSeq and is a predicted model, not a curated record. Gene Ontology annotation, molecular function: heme binding; iron ion binding; oxidoreductase activity, acting on paired donors, with incorporation or reduction of molecular oxygen. The coding region runs from base 1 to 1587 and encodes 528 amino acids. Lineage: Eukaryota; Viridiplantae; Streptophyta; Magnoliopsida; Gentianales; Rubiaceae. The transcript has 5 exons.